GCAUAAUUUUUUGGAAGAGUAAAUGAGAUGCCGCAAACGAUAAUAAUACCCCGCGGACUGAGCGAGUGAUACUGUGACGUCUCUGCAGAGAUGGCUCCUAUUGCGGAGCGUUCGCGCUCGUCCCAAGAGGCUCUGCUUCAACUGGAGAAGGGCACCGGUAGCCCCGUCACGCAACUCGACGAAGCCGCACGCAUUAUUGGUAUAGAUCUGUCUCUGUGUGCCAGCCAUCCGAGAGUGGAUCGCGAAAUCUCUCUUCGCGAAACCCCUGCCCCGAAGGAAGAAUGGGUUCUCCGCUGGCUGUUGAAAAAGCUCAAGGCCGGAAACGCCUACCGGGUCGAGCCUGGCUCGUUUCUUCUUUUCCGCCAGCUUAUCGACCGUAUUCCGCUGAAGACUCUGGCGGCGACAUUGAGCGAUUACAAGUUUUUACCAGUGUUGGGGGAUGUGUUUAGUGAUCUGGAAAACGGCAUUCUCUCGACGGCUACGGAACUCUCGUCCGACCCUCUUCUCUCCGGUUCUGAGUCGAGUCACACUUUGAGCGCAUCGUCUAGCAGGGAAGAUGGCGACAAGAAAGGGAAAAAGAGAAAGAGAGCCAGCGAUUACGGGGACGCUAUGGAUCUGGACAACCCUCAGCCUAGCCACAGGUCCUACCUCUUGGCCUUUACCCGGACUCUCGAUACGCUGUACUCUCUGGUGAAUCUGGCGAACAAAACAGAAACUACGGACGAUAUAGCGACUGCUCAUCUGAAGCAUGCGCUCAGGGACCAGCCGGAGGCGGUGGCCAAAAUCUUGGGUAAAUCGUUUAAGAUAGGUUCAGUGGCCACCGAAGAAUACUCAAGAGCGAAAUUAGAUACCGAGCUGCGGCAUCUAUUUUAUGUUCUACCUGCUGCUUUGGAUUUGUGGGAUCUGAGAUCCUCUCGCUUGGACGAUGGGGAAAGCAACUCUAGCAAUGAUAGUUUUGCGAACUACUGCUUCCCUCAGGCUCUACGGCUUCAACUGGCAGCUCGCAGUGCCUCAAUCGAUUGCGACGAGAGAGCUCAGAUGAUACAUGGAAUCGAGCGGUUAGUCGCGCUGCACGUCGUCUUACCAGCCCGUGCCGCCUUUUUCUCCAAAGGUGGCUCCGGCAUUGAUUACUCCUCAGGUGAACCUGAUUGGAGCCCUGUGCAGCCCGUCUCAGAUGCAUUCCGGCCAUACUUGCGGGAGAAAGGAGUGCAAAAAGCGAGUUCACCCAAAGGAACUGUCGAAAGAAAAACAGUCGACGAGGGUGAGGUCGCCAAGACCAGUUCGUGGACAACUGCGCAAUUGCUUCCCACUUUCCUGGACAUCGCCAUCCGCUCGGUGCCUCGAGAUACCUUCCGGAGACAGACGCAUGAAGUCCCUUGGCUGGAGACGUUGUUCGUUGCCAUCGCGGAACUUACAUUCUCAAUUGUGAAGGAGGACAAUGGAUCCGAUGUUAUUGCUACCUUUGUUCCUAUCUUGGAGCAGCUCUUCCGUGUCAUUCUCGAUCGGAAAGUUCAGCUUUCCCUGCAUACUCUGCUCACCCAUGCUGCUUAUACUGGUCUUUUGAAGGAUGACCUCAAAUUGGUCGAGUGGAAUUUGACAGCACUACUGAUGAAGCUUGGCGUCGACAUUUUCCUUCCAAACUCCGGUCUAGAGGAUUCGUCACGCCUUUUGGGAGCUCUGCUGGAGAAAAUUACAUCGUAUUGGACAGGCCGCAUCCCUCUCGAUGAGGAGACAUACUAUGUUAUAAAAACGGGUGUUGUCAUCCCGCUUCUCCGUGGCUUUGCAGCCGCUCGAGCUCUGCCAACUUUCGUCCAACUGUGGCGUGAGCAACUGAUGGCCGUGGAGUCUGCUCGCUCGAAAGCGGGUGGUUUUACAGCCAUCUCCGUCUGGGAGGAUGACGAUGUAGCCAAUGCUUAUAGUGAUGUUCUGAAGACAUCGCUCACUCCAUCCCAGGUUAUCUCCCAAGUCCAGACCGCAGGGACUGAAAUGAAAGCUGAGAAUGGGAGGGUUGCUGAUACCCCCGUUUCUUACGCUUGUCUUGUGAUUGUGGAGGCUGGUUUGAAGAAUAUUCUGCAAACAGAAAGCUCUGCUGAGAAGAACGAGACACUUGGCUCUUUGAUAGAGACCGUGGCUCGUACUAUCUCGUCUAAGCAAGAUCAACAUUGGCGGUGGCGCCUAUGGAGAUUUGCUACAAGCGUGUUUGGUGACCCGUCAAAAUCAGCUGAAAUUGGUGUCACCGAUUCCGGAAAUGAUUUGGUCGAGAGGGCUGCAAAGAUUAUACUCCGUUUUCAUAAGAAGUCGAAGAAGGCUAGCACUGAUUAUAUGGAGAUAUUGGAGGCGUAUCGUUUCGCCCUUGCCCUUUCUGAGCAAGACGUGGAAUCUAGAUAUACGACACAACUUGAGGAAGUCUCCGAAAGUAUUUCUUCGUUCCUGAAAACGAUCUCAACUGGUCAACAUGAUGCCUUGGUUGAGGGAGCCUGGAAUGGACGUGUCGAAACAGUCAAUUCUCCCACUGCUCUUGCAACAGGCUAUCUCGUGACUCUUUUGAGGACCCCGGAAAUCUGGCACAAAUUGAAGAACGACACCCGACGUGCUCUGUUCAACGAGAUGCUUUCGUUGGCUGCUGCGCAACGGGGGCUGGUGUCUGAAGCGUCGCUAGACUCUCCACCUUCUCAGACUCGUUUCUUCCAGGUCUGGGCAGGACUCGCUUCACACGCAUACCUUCUCAAUGCCCCGUACAUUGUCAGCGAUCUUGUUGUCGUACUCGCGGAUCGCCUGAAAAAUGACGCAUCUAACCGUGAGCUCAUAGUCAACAGCCUUCAAAGGAUUCCACCAUUGCUCAUUUCGCGUCACCAAAGGGGUGUUCUGCUAGACUUGCUCCAGGAUAUUAUCCUUCAGGCUAGCUGCCCCCUCGAAAUCUGCGCUGAGAUGCUCUCUUUGAUGGCAAAGCUUGCCGAAUUACCCAAGUCUCCUGCUUCCCUGACGAAUGACUGGGACGCAGUCUGGAAGAUUGCAAAGGCUGUAUCCCUCCAAGGAACAGAUACCGACUUGCGGGUUUUGAGAUCAUGUCGCAGUCUCUACCGUGCUGUGGUCUCCAAAUUCCUUCUUUCUGCAGAGGAAGAUCGACAGAAAAUGUUCAAAAAGACAUAUCGCAAAGUCUCUUCGGCGGUUUCCAAGCUGGAGUCCAUUGACUACAACUCUCUGAGCGAGUUCCUCGUUAGAAUAUCUACCUGUCAAAUCCUAGAGAACCGUGCGCGGAUACCAGAUGUGUUUGAUGAGGAGGAACUCACUACGUACCGUCAGAAGCUAUUCAAGCUACUAGUGUCGGACCUAUCCUCGUUUAGGGAUCGUCUCAGACAGGGCGCUGAUGAAGACAGGAUAUCCCUGAUGAAAAUACUAGAUGCGCUGGAAGACUUUGAAGAUCUUGCAAGAAAAAGCAAGAAGGUCGACAAAUAUCUAGCCAGUAUCGAGGAGUCCGUGACCGAGAACGAGGUAGAUUCCAUCUCCUCACUGAAGACUCUUGUCCGACGACGCAUCCUCGCUAGCCGUGACUACGAGAGGGAUGUCUCUCCUUUGGUCCAGUCUGCACCGGUCUUCCCUAUCCAGCAGCUUUAUGGCGAAGAACAGAAACUCUUUGUCCACGACACGGUCAGUCGAUUCCGUUCAAUGUCUACAGAGGACCUUGUCACUGCCAUCCAGAGUAUACGGGAAGGAGGAUUUGUCGACAGCGACGCUCCUUAUCGGCUGCUUCUGGCGGCUGUGGCCGUAUCCGCGUUGCCGCCGGUCGAGGAGAAAACGAAUGGACCAUCGCAGGAACUAUCCUCUCUGUGUACGGCAGUGACCGAGUCUCUCCCUGAAAGCACCUCGAUCGAACAAUUCUCUCUGGCGUGCGAAUGUCUAGAUGUACUUCUCCGCACGCACCCUCGUGUUGUCACCCAGUGGAAUGUCGACAACAUCCUUGCAUCCAUUUCCGCAUGUGCUUCCAGCUCUGGACCAGAAAUCAGCCCCGAACAUGCAGGAACCAUGUACACACGCCUCUGUCGCCUCUUGGGCGUCCUGUUAGGUCUCUAUCGACAGAAGCUCGGUGGUCGAUUCCACCUCAUUGUGCCUGUUAUGCAGCGUCUGUUGAACUGCCUCUUCCCGCCGGACAAGAGACGAAUGCGAUCUACCCGACAAAAGGUGGCGCGUAGCUAUCCAUACUGGCUGGCACCCCUCGACGCUUCGCAUGCCGUUCACUACACGCGCCUGCUCACCUCUCUGUGCGAUCCGACCGUCUCUGCCGUAUCCCGGCCGACUCAAUCAGGCCCGGGCCACGAGGCCCUGACUGAUCAGACCAAGAAGGCCAAGCGCGUUGCCGGACAGUAUCUGCAGUACGUGGUCAUGGAGUAUGCCGAGUGCUCUCUCCGCGGUGCACUCAAGCCUGAGGUCAAAGCUGCCGUGAUCCCGGGUCUGUAUGCGGCCCUGGACGUCAUGUCUCGGGACACGAUGCGCGCCUUGAACGCCGGUCUGGACGUGUCCGGACGAGCUGUGUUCAAGGGCUUGUACGACGACUAUGUGAAGUUCGGCAAGUGGAACAAGGGUUAAUGUUGGAUUGUUAUUAUGUUGCAGCGAUUAUGCGCUGGAGGAAAAGUGUAAUUGCUGGAAAUGUGUAUAAAGAACUAGAUAAAGCACUUAUAAUAUACCCAUAGAAUUCGACAUCACCUUGCUAGUUCGGGUAUAUCUUAAGCGCAUAUGCCUCCACGGUGGCCAUGGAAUGGG
This is a messenger RNA of Paecilomyces variotii, 4758 nucleotides long. Its product is annotated as Urb2/Npa2 family-domain-containing protein. Lineage: Eukaryota; Fungi; Ascomycota; Eurotiomycetes; Eurotiales; Thermoascaceae. Gene Ontology annotation, cellular component: nucleolus. Gene Ontology annotation, biological process: ribosome biogenesis. The record is from RefSeq and is a predicted model, not a curated record. The transcript has 2 exons. Bases 91 to 4584 code for a protein of 1497 amino acids.